UAGAGGUACUACACUUCCUCACUUUCCUUAAUGUUUACUGCGAUUAAUUAUUUUCCGUGCAAACAUCGAUCAUCAGUCCCAAACCAAAUCCCUAAUUUGUUGAUUCGUGCAACGUCUCAAUCAUUGUUUGGAGGAAUUUGGAGUGCUGUAAUUGAAUAGAAUAAAUAGAGGCAAACAAGAAGUGAUCGCUGACAUGGAUGAUCCGAAAGAAAGCCUUGACGAUGGUGAUGACAAGAACGUGAAGCGAAAUCUUCCUUCAUGGAUGGCUUCGAGAGAGAAUGAGAGUAAAUCUCAUGGAAAGAAGCAUACCCAUGUUGGUGCGCAUGGAAAAAGUAACGAAACCCAAAAAAAAUCUUCGCCCUCCAAGUCGAAUGCCUCGGGAUUUUCCAAACUUAUGGAAAGGGUUGUGUUCGUGUUGUCAGGGUUUGUUAAUCCUGAACGGAGUGUGUUAAGGUCGCAGGCAUUGGAAAUGGGAGCGGAGUAUCAACCUGAUUGGAACCCGGAUUGCACCCUUCUGGUUUGCGCAUUUCCUAAUACCCCAAAGUUUCAACAAGUUGAGGCAGGUGGUGGAACUAUUGUUUCCAAGGAGUGGAUAUCAGAGUGUUACAACCAGAAAAAGCUUGUUGAUAUUGAAAGUUACCUUAUGCAUGCUGGUAAACCAUGGCGGAGGCAAAGUACUUCUCACGAAGCCAGCCAAGAUCAAGAACCAUCCAAAUCUCGGAAAUUUCAGAAGCAAGUAGAACGAGGCUCACAUUUAAAGCCAUCUGCUUCGUCCAAGACCGAUUCUUCUAAACCUGCCAAGGAUUUUUUUUCUACUUCUACGCUGAAGAAAUGGGCUAUUAAUGAUUUGAAUAAUACAAUAUCAUGGUUGGAGAGCCAAGAAGAAAAGCCAGAGCCGAGCGUGAUAAAGAAAGUAGCUGCUGAAGGGAUCCUGACUUGUUUAGAAGACGCCAUUGAUUCUUUUAAGCAAGAGCAGGACAUCCAACAAAUAACUGAGCAGUGGAAUUUCAUCCCUCGGGUGGUUGAGGAACUGGCAAAGCUUGAAGGCGCUGGGAGUGGUUCGACUUUACUUUCUAAGGAAGAUCUUUACAGACAAGCUAUGGCCUGUAAACAAAUUUAUGAGGUGGAACUUGGCCAUUCAGAUGAUGAUUCAUUGGUGAAGAUGAAAAAACCAACAACGGAUGGAAGUGAGAGGAGUGCCAAUGCCAGCAAAAGCAUUCUUGCUAGGAAUGCUGUGGCUUAUGACAGUGAUGAAACAAUUGAGAUGACUGAAGAGGAAAUAGAUCAAGCUUACAACACCGUAGCUUCUAAGCUUUGCAAAUGCUAAGUAAACAUUUGUGGGAGAUGAGAAGAUGACAUGGACGGAACUAUAUUGUGGUCUAGGGGAGUCAUGACUCCUGGGCUUUUGAAAACCCCACUGAUCAGCUAUUGUUUGAAGAGCAACUUCUCUCCCUUCAACAGAGUGGUUCCCCAGUUUUGGACUUGAGUAGUGACUGGUUCCGUCCCUGAAUGCUAGUGUGUGUGUGUGUUUCUUUGAAGGGGUCUGGCUGGCCUAUCAGCCAUGUAGCUAUUGCAACAUAUCUGCUCUGUUUAAGAAAAUUCAUAAUUCUCUUUUUACUUGUAUCCAAAUUCACCUCUUGCACAACCACUCUACUACAGUUAUAUUUUCUGCUGUG
Messenger RNA from Ilex paraguariensis (yerba mate), 1676 nucleotides. The record is from the annotation of a GenBank genome assembly. NCBI's taxonomy places the organism in Eukaryota, Viridiplantae, Streptophyta, Magnoliopsida, Aquifoliales, Aquifoliaceae.